CAGAUCAGACACCGAUGCUCCCCACCCUCACCAAGUAUACAGAAGUCACAGGUUCCCUUUCUGACCUCACAGCCCAACAGUUUGGCUUUUUUUAUUUUUAUUUUCUCAGGUACAGUAGAAGGCCCCAAGAGACGGCGAAUCUCCUACGCGUGUGCACUGUGCAGAGACGAAGGGAAAGACAAUUUUAGGUUUCGUUAAGAGGAAAUUUUGAAACAUUGUGCAAUGGUGCUGCAAAAGUUUUGAAAGAUUGUGAGAGCAGUGCGAGCAAAAAGAGCCCGAGAGUCACUUGGGUUGGACAAGAAGUCUCCAUGUUGCAUCCAUACAGAAUGGAAAGCUACUUCAUCUCGACUCCUCAAGAGGAGAUGUACGACCCCGAGAUCUACAGGCAACAAAUAGCAGAAUAUCCUUAUAAUCCAUACAUCCUAGCCGAGGGAGACAUCCAGCCGGAUCACUGGGACUACCACCCUCACCCUCACCAUGUGGAGUAUGAGAACCUUCCGGAGACCCACUUCACAGAACUACAGAGUGUCCAGCCCCUCCCCGCCCCCGGCUUGUUACGACACGACCCCAUGUUGGACCCCAGCAUCGGGGCACACCCCCAUAUUUUACAGCAGACAGUGCCAUUCUUCCCUCGACCCAUAUACGCUCAACAAUCCCCCGUGCAGCUGAGCUCUGAUGACGAGGCCCACGGGGCCAGGAGUCCCCCUCUGGAGGUGUCUGACGAGGAGUGUCUGAGAGAGCGAGUCUCCUCCGCCUCGGGGGGAGAUCUGGGCAACAAAAAGAAGAUCCGCUUGUACCAGUUCCUGUUGGAUCUACUGAGGAACGGCGACAUGAAGGACAGUAUCUGGUGGGUGGACAGAGACAAGGGGACGUUUCAGUUCUCUUCCAAACACAAGGAAGCACUGGCACACCGCUGGGGGAUCCAGAAGGGCAACCGCAAGAAAAUGACCUAUCAGAAGAUGGCUCGCGCCUUGCGCAACUAUGGGAAGACUGGGGAGGUGAAAAAGAUAAAGAAGAAGCUAACGUACCAGUUCAGCGGCGAGGUGUUGGGAAAGGGUCAUUUAGAGAGGAAGACAUACAUGUAGACAGACGGGAGAGUCAUGUGAGAAAUCAUGAAAUCAUGAGAGCUGUUUGUUGUGUUCAACAGCUAUCGGUGUAGAUGAUUUUUUAAGAUGUUAUUUUAACUCUGCUGUGUAAAAAAGCAUUAUUGGGACAAGUCUAACUGCGGUGGGAUGUGGCCUUUGAAACAACCUGAUGCUUUAUUCUCCACAGAAAUAGUCAAGUUACGAUACUACAACAUUAGUUUCAAAUAGGUCAGUUCAUGUACGGGACAUUGGACACCGCAGGGUGAAAUGUUGUCAUCGCUGCAAAGAAGGGCAUACGUGAUGGCAGCCUGGCCUGCUUUUCUGAGAAAAGACUCUUCAUGAUAGACUUUUCCGGAAUGUCAAGACACAUAACCACUAGAUGUCCUCAUAGUUUUGACAGUUUGCAAAAUGCCUUGGGGUAACGCCUAUGCACCGAGUGUGUUUGACUCUUCAUGUGUUGGACUGAGUGAAGUUCUCAUUGUGGAUCCCAGCUGGUGACAAUGUGGCUUAUAUUUAAUAUAGGGUUACUUAACAUAUUAUAGAGCAUACUUAUCACAGUUAUUUGCAUUGUACAGAUGCAGACUUAAUGCUUCAAGAAAAGUCACAACAUCCUGUAGGUGACGGCUAAAAAAAUGCAUGUAGUGAAAUUUUAACUGAUCUCAGAUGUGUGUUUAUUGUCAACUUUUACCGAGCACCUCUAUUAAGAUGGUAACUAUAAAUAAUAUUUAACCUCCACUUUAAAAGGGGUUUGUAAUCCUCAGGGAUGUUCCCUCUUUUGUUAAUGUCUCCCUCAGCUCAAAAUCCCAUUACUUUAUACGGAGCUGAGGGGGAAGUGGCCUGUUGGACAGUUUUCAUACCUGUCAGACGCACAACUCACUCCAUAUUUCAUCUCACAGUGGCUACAAGCCACUCUCAAUCAAGUUUUAGGUGACGUGAAGUCUCCCCCGUCCCUGACCAAAGUUUUGAUUUUGAUAGUUUAUGUAGGUAAAGCACUCUUUAGCAAAACGGGGUUCGUUUUUGUAUCAUAUGUUUCAUCUAGGCAUGGCUUAUA
Molecule: messenger RNA, 2136 nt
Organism: Lampris incognitus (smalleye Pacific opah)
Lineage: Eukaryota; Metazoa; Chordata; Actinopteri; Lampriformes; Lampridae
Gene: spi1b
Product: Spi-1 proto-oncogene b
Exons: 5
Coding region: 309-1085 (258 amino acids)
Biological process (GO): regulation of transcription by RNA polymerase II; cell differentiation
Cellular component (GO): nucleus
Molecular function (GO): DNA-binding transcription factor activity, RNA polymerase II-specific; sequence-specific DNA binding
Source: RefSeq, a predicted model, not a curated record